Molecule: messenger RNA, 6277 nt
Organism: Hyaena hyaena (striped hyena)
Lineage: Eukaryota; Metazoa; Chordata; Mammalia; Carnivora; Hyaenidae
Gene: VASH1
Product: vasohibin 1
Exons: 7
Coding region: 1237-2328 (363 amino acids)
Biological process (GO): regulation of angiogenesis
Cellular component (GO): cytoplasm
Source: RefSeq, a predicted model, not a curated record
CAGCCUAGCGUGGACCUCGCGCUCGCCGGGCCUCUCUCCCGGGACUAGCGCAGCCCGCGCUUGCCGAGGCUUUGUCAGUCGCCUCCAGCUCCAUCUGCGGGCUGUGGCCGCGCGAGCCUCCGAGCUCGCCCUCCCUGUCCGGCGGUCCUUCCUCCCCCCGACUUGUCCGGGGCAGCGGGAGCGCGAGCGGACCGCCGCGGAGCAUCCUUCGCCCGGCCCCGCCGCGCCACCGCCCAUGCCGCAGCCACUCGGAGGCUGCUACCGCGCGGCCGGAGCCCGCCGCUCGGUAACCUCAGCCUGGCCCCUGCGCGCCGCCCGAGGUGGCCCCGCUGAGCCCCCGGCCCCGGAGCGGGACCCGCGCCCCGCGAUGGCUCGGCUGGCGCCGCGCGGUGCCGGGUGCCCGCUGUCCGCCCGCUGAGACGCGCCCGGCUGGGAACCGGCGGGGCCUUGGCGCUCCCCGGCCGCGCCCUUCCCCCUUCUGAGAGCCGCGCUGCUGCUUCCCGGGGGCGAAGGGACGGGGGACCGAGACAAAGCCCACUUUGUGCGGGGAGUUGGCCGCGGGCGUGGAAUGAGCGCGUCGGCGUGCGCCCCCUCCCCGCGCCCAGCCAGCUGUGAGUCCUGGCUCCCCGGCUCGUCGCGUCAGAGAAAUCGCGCCCCUUCGUCACCCUCCUGUCCGGGGGUCCCAGCUCCGAGCUGAUGCUGCCCGGAGUCGUCCCGGUACCCCCCCGGAGCGCGCGCUGGUGUGAGCGUGCGAGAUUUUGGAGAGGAAUUUGUUCUCCAAGACUCCGACUUGGGGCGCCCGGGUGGUCUGGACACCGGUGCCUUGACCCUCUGUGGCCGCAGGUGUGAGCUGUCUGGCCUCAGUUUCCCUCCGACUUUUCUUGCAAGCCAGACUGCUGCCCGUCAUUGUUCUCGCUGUCAAAUGGGGGAGCUUUGUGAUGGCUGCCAAGUUGAGGUGUGUUCUCUUUAUCCCGUUUUACAAAAAGAACAAAGCCUCUAAGGCUGACCCCGGACAACCACCUCUCUACGCCCUACUUCACGUUGAGGCACUGAUUUUUUUUUUUUUAUUGAGUAGUAUUUUAUUGUACAGGAGCCACGCCCUGGUUUCUUAAAGGCGCCUUGCACUCUGUUUGGCCAUGUGUUAUCUCUGCAGCUGGUGUGUGGGAGGCCUUCUGUGAGCCACCUAUUUUUUCCUGCCUCUUGAUACAUACUCCUACCCUCAUCAAGGAUUCAGGGAUGCCAGGGGGGAAGAAGGUGGUCGGGGGUGGCAGCAGCGGUGCACCCCCCACUGCCGCUGCGGCCCCCUCUGGGGUCAGACGCCUGGAGACCAGCGAAGGGGCCUCAGCCCAGAGAGAUGAUGAGCCAGAGGAGGAAGGGGAAGAGGACCUGCGAGAUGGAGGCGUCCCCUUCUUUGUCAACCGGGGUGGGCUGCCUGUGGACGAGGCCACCUGGGAAAGGAUGUGGAAGCACGUGGCCAAGAUCCACCCCGAUGGAGAGAAGGUGGCCCAGCGGAUCCGGGGGGCCACAGACCUGCCCAAGAUCCCCAUACCGAGUGUGCCUACGUUCCAGCCCUCCACGCCCGUCCCUGAGCGCCUGGAAGCCGUGCAGCGCUACAUCAGGGAGCUGCAGUACAAUCACACAGGGACACAGUUCUUUGAAAUUAAGAAGAGCAGACCUCUGACAGGGCUGAUGGACCUGGCCAAGGAAAUGACCAAAGAGGCUCUGCCAAUCAAAUGCCUGGAAGCCGUGAUCCUGGGAAUUUACCUCACCAACAGCAUGCCCACCCUGGAGCGCUUCCCCAUCAGCUUCAAGACCUAUUUCUCAGGGAACUACUUCCGCCACAUCGUGCUGGGGGUGAACUUCGGCGGCCGCUACGGGGCACUGGGCAUGAGCCGGCGCGAGGACCUGAUGUACAAGCCGCCAGCCUUCCGCACGCUCAGCGACCUCGUGCUGGACUACGAGGCCGCCUACGGCCGCUGCUGGCACGUGCUCAAGAAGGUGAAGCUGGGCCAGUGCGUGUCCCACGACCCGCACAGCGUGGAGCAGAUCGAGUGGAAGCACUCUGUGCUCGACGUGGACAGGCUGGGCCGCGAGGACUUCCGCAAGGAGCUGGAGCGCCACGCCCGCGACAUGCGGCUCAAGAUUGGCAAAGGGACUGGCCCGCCCUCCCCCACCAAGGACCGGAAGAAGGACGUUUCGUCCCCACAGAGGGGCCAGUCCAGCCCCCACCGCAGGAACAGCCGCAGCGAAAGGCGGCCAUCGGGUGAGAAGAAACCUUCUGAGCCCAAAGCCAUGCCAGACCUCAAUGGGUACCAGAUUCGAGUGUGAGGCACGUGGCAGAGCCCAGCCUCACCGCUUCCGGGGGCUGGGAUCCGUCUCCCAGAACCAGCCGCAUUCAUGGGGAAGACGGGGCUGGGGAGCGGGCGGGGUGGGAGGCAGCAGGAAGAACCUGUCCCAGCUCAGCCCCGCAAGCCGCUGCCCCUCCUGCUGGGCCAAGCCCCCUAACUCUGGGCCAAGAAGCAGUUAGUGUUUUCUUUGGAGUUUCUAAUCCAAUAACUAAAGUUUAAGAGAUUUAGGGAAAACUUAAAACUAAUGGAUCUGCCAGUGGCCGGAAGGCCAGUGCUUAGGAGAUCUAAGUGCCACAAGGCUGGGCAGGGAGGGGUCUGCUGGCUCUGCUGGUGUCUCUCUGGGACUUGGGUCCAUCCUAUCUGUGGGGACUGUCCCAGCCCCACUAAGCCUGUGGCAGGAUGGGGGUGGGACGCGGGCAGAGGUGGAGGUGUUCCUCCAGUUGUCUGCCCUGGCAGAAUCUUCACCCAGGGAACGGGAAGCAGGGUCGAAACCAUCCUGGGAAAGGUCUGUGUGGCCGGUGUCAGGAGCUUGGCACUAGGCCACAUCUGCCCCAAGAGCAGAGUCCAUGGCCCAGGACGGCCCCGGGCCCUGUGGCCCAUGGACAGCACAGUGUGGGCUGUGGGAGAGCCCAACAGAGACCACUGGGGGAGGAGCUGCUGGGCCCAGAUCCUACCUAGUCUCCUUAUUUAGCCCAGCUCUGCUGGCUGCUGAAGCCGGGGGCUCCCUGGAGAGGGGCCAGGCCUUGCCCAAGGCCCAGAGUCAUCCUGGGCUCAGCAUGACUGUAGGGACUGAACGGCCUCGGUGGGUCCGGGCAGUGUGGCUGCGGAUAGAGUGAGAGACUCAGGCCCGGGGCUGUCCCCUGGCAGUCCUGUCCCUAAGGGCAUGGGGGCAGGGGAGGCACUGCUACUCCCCCCUUUCUAUUACCUCAGUCCUUGCUGUGAAAAUGAAGACCAGAUCGGGAUGCUUGCACUUCAUGCCUGUGUCCCCUCAUUUAGCAGCCUGUCCGGGCUUGGGGGUGCCACUUAUGAUCAGGCCUGUUGUGUGUGGCCUGUCAGGGAAGAACCUGAAUACCAGGAGUCCGCACAGUGUGCCUGGCAAGUGUGAGAUCCCCGGCAGGCAAGUGAGAGGUGGAAAGAAGUUGGCCACUUUGGGAGAAGGUUCUGGAAGCUCAGACGACAAGGUGGUGGUAGGACAAGGGUGCAGCUGACACCAUGGAGGAGCGGCGCCUGAGAACUGGGGAGCGUACGUGAGAAAAGGAUGUGGGGGAGAGUUUAGAAUCAGUUGCUUGGCGGAAUAGUGAGUUCUCUGUUGCUGGAAGUAUCCAAGCAAAGUCUGGAUGGCUACUUGUUGGGAAGCUGUAGAGAGGGUUCGGGUUAUGGAAGGGUAGCUGGAGGAAAGGACCAUUAACGUUUCAUUUCACAGAGAGACUCGGGUGCAGCCAGGGGCUGGAGCCUGGAGCAGGGGUGACCAGAACUAGAGUUGUAAACUCAGAUGCCCAGGGCGCCAGGCAGGGGGUUAAAAAGGAGCCAGCAGGGCUGGGUGGGCACUGUGGCAAACAAGAGACAGCACAUCCCAUUCGAGCGGCAGCUACUGCUCUGCGAGACUCAGCUGUGGGCCCUGCAUUACCAGACUGAUUUUUUUCCCCCCAAAAGCCAGAACUCUGAAUUUUUCUGUGAAAUAUCCUGAUUUUUAAAUGUUGGCAAUCAGUUCAGAAAAACGUACAAACCCAACAUGAAAGAGAAUGCCAGCGUGUAGUCUCUGAGGGAGAGUUUGUGCCGGGGAGAAGCCCCCUGAGAUGCUGUGAGGUGGAACUGGUGCAGAGCAGUACGAGGCUUCCCAGAGCAGGCUGGGCCCGGGGAAGGGUCCUCGUCGCUGAAGCUUCUCCCUGUAUGGGUCCCGGGGGAGGGAGGGGCAGCAGGGGGCAGCUGGCCCAGGUUUGUCCUCCUCAUGCUCUUUGCAGACCCCACCAGGAUCACCAGUGGUGGCAGAGUAGCGACGGUGCAGUUCCCAGCCUGCCAGGGAGAUGGAUGACACCUGAGAAGCAGAGAAAGAGGGAGGGAGACAGGAUGGCUUGGCUGAUGUGCCUGCCUGUCGGGGAAGCCCCAGGGGUUGGCAGCUCUUCACACCAGCAGCUCUGGCCCAGGGCCAGGCCCAGCAGGAGGGCCAGCUGGGCAGUCCCUUAGUCAGGAGCCACCGGGCCCUGGGGAGGGACCUAACCUACCCCUGGACUGUGGUCCCCAGCCAGACUAAUUCAAGGGCCAUCAUGACCCCUGUGACUCACAGUCCCACCCCCUCCCUGUUUUUAGGGAGUCGGGUACUGGUCCCCAUGUUCCCACAUUGACCUGAGGCAGGCGUGGCUCACUCUGGGAGGUGUGCAGCUGAAAGUGAAUGAGGCCUUUUCUAGGUCUAUGUGUGGGUGCCUCGUGCAAGCCACUUAGCAGCAGGGGAGGGACUCAGACUCCCCUGUGGACCCCAGGGCUGGAGGGAAGAGAGGUGAGAGGGGAUUAGGGUCAGGGAGACAGGAGGGAGUUGCUCAACCCACAGGCUCCUUCCCCAGAGCCCUCUGGGGAGACGGGCGUGAAAUGAGGCCCACCCCUGUUGCCUCCUGCAAGAGGGAGCUGAUCACCCUGAGCUGCUAUCCCCAGGAGCCCCUUCCUCGCUGAGACCUUGGGCCUGUGGGGGCUACCACAGGAUACAGUGGUGCUUUUUAAUUUAUUUUUAUUUUCUCCUAUGUAGCAACCCCUCCUCCCCUCCUGAGCAUGUUUACACAGGCUCUGCUCCCUGUGGCUGGCCUGACUGCAGUUUCUGGGGAGGCAGGGGCAGGGACUCCGGGGCCUUAGACACCAUCCUUGAUUUCACCUCAUCUACUUCCUGUGAGGAACAGGGGCCUGGCUCCUGACUCAGGACUGCCUUCCAUCACCCAGUGGGGGCUCCUCUGCCCCUAGGGGUGGGGCUGCUGGCCGAGGAGACCCCAAGGUGAGGUCAGAGAAAGCUGCUUCAUGAAGGUGGGUCGGGGUGGUGAGGACUGGUCCCCAAAGCCUCUCACCUUGUGCUUAGUGCCAGCUCUGAACACUGGGAAACUGGGUUUUGAGCGCCUUCCUGCACACCUAACUGCCAGUCCUCUCCCUCCCAUGGCCUCAACACAGUCAUGUUCCUCUCACCCAUCAUGCCAGACCCCAUUUUUCCUAGCUGUGGCCCAGUGGGGAGGGUAGCACCCCCCAGCCCGGGUGCCAUGAAGCCUAGGGCCAGGGUUCCAAGGAACAGAAAGGGCCCAGAGGUUGGCAGUGUCUGAUUUCUGGCUGUCUGCCAGCACACGCCCCAUUCCUUCCAGCUUGGACUUGACCUCCUGGCUCUGAGAUAGGAUCCAGUUCUGGUCAGCAGCAUACCUGGAGGCCCAUGUAUCUGUGUGCACCUGGGUCCCCUGCCUGAGUAGCUUUUCGGCUCCGAUGCAACACCACUCCCAGGCCCACCCUCUGGGCUUGAAGUAAAGUGCAAAGCUGGGCCAGCAUGUUGACCACCUUCUUUGCGCCAGAGCACCCCUGUGCUGCAGUCUUCACUUGUGUCUGCUGAGAAGCCAGCUGAAGGGUGGGUGGGUGUCUGGGGUGUGGGGUGAGAGGGUCCGGCCCCAGGCUGCCCCAGGCUGCUGUGGUGCUCGCUGCAGGCUCCACACCACAUCCUGGUGCUCCUGGGUCCCAAGCUCUCCUUUCUCUGGUGUGCUUGGCCCCAGGGGCCUGGUGAUGGGGGACUCCCCUCCCUUAAGCUUUGUGUUGGGCUGCCUGUGGGACCAGACUUUGUCCUUCCUGCUCUUCCCAUGUCAGUAUUGUUCCCUCCCCUCUCACUUUUAUUCCCCUCUCAUUGCUGUGCUCAGUUUUCUCCUGAAAUGAAUAAAGGCUCCCGGCUCCAGCUGCAGGGCUGGGCAGAAGCCACA